AGGUUUCAUCACCAAAGAGUACCAUUGGUCAUUCUUGUAUGUGGAACUGCUUGUACUGGAAAGUCCACGAUUGCAACACAACUUGCUCAAAGACUCAAUUUACCAAAUGUCUUGCAGACAGAAAUGGUGUAUGAACUUUUGCGCACAUCAACAGAUGCCCCAUUGACUUCCACACCAGUUUGGGCUCGUGAUUUUAAUUCACCUGAAGAGCUAAUAACAGAGUUCUGUAGAGAAUGCAGGAUUGUUAGGAAAGGCUUGGCUGGUGACUUGAAGAAGGCAAUGAAAGAUGGGAAGCCUAUCAUAAUUGAAGGUAUACAUUUGGACCCAAGUAUUUAUUUAAUGGAAGAGGAAAACAAAGAUUCCAAUCCAAAAGAUGUAGUGUCAGGAAAUUUGGUGGACACCACAAAAAUAGUGGAAAGUAGUCCAGAAAAUGUCAUUGAUGAGAGCUGUUCUGCAUCUGUAGAUGAUACUGAGAAUACUUUGACUGUCCCAGAGACGGAAGUAACUAUGGAUGAGAGAGGCACUUCUGAGCUUAAAGACGCUAAUGAUUCAAGACCUACUUUGGGUGCUGACAUUUCUUCUGAAUCUCUAGGUGAUGCUCAUAAGGACUUGAAGUUGCAAAUUGACAACACCUUGAAACCUGAAAAAUCAGGCAGUGAUCCAAUAAUUAUUCCAAUAGUUUUAAAGAUGGCUGAGUUUGAUCACAAGGCUCUUUUAGAGGAAUGGGUAGGCACUAGAACAUUUCAAGAUAAAUGCAUAGUCAAGGACCAAAAUAAGCUUAUAAGCAACUUGAAAACCAUUCAGGAUUACCUUUGUUCUUUUGAGUCACAGGGAAUGACAGUCGUGAACAUAUCUGCGACAACAUUCCCUCAAACUCUGGACCGUCUCCAUAGCUAUCUUCUUCAGUGUAUUGAGCAAGGAAUUCCGGUUGCGGCUUCUAAAAAUGGUAGGCCCUAGGAGAACUAGGGUAUUCAGAGCUUCAGAUCUAAAGCAGUUGACAGGUGGCAGCUCUUCACAUGGAAAUCAAAGUUGAUGAAUUUGUGGAUGGAUGUGCAGUUGCAUUAAGAAGAAAAAAUGGGCCAUUAAUUUUUUUUUUUUUGUUGUUGUAACUAAGGAGGAUGAUGAUGUUGUUGCACUGAUGUCCACAGUCCACCACUCUGUGACUGUGAUUACCGCAUCAUCUCCCUUCAGCUUAUGCCUAAUUAAUCAGGUCUUUUGAUUGCUGCUACAAUAAUAAAUAAAUGGAAAGAUUUUUAAAA
Messenger RNA from Zingiber officinale, 1259 nucleotides. RefSeq lists its product as uncharacterized. NCBI's taxonomy places the organism in Eukaryota, Viridiplantae, Streptophyta, Magnoliopsida, Zingiberales, Zingiberaceae. Bases 124 to 957 code for a protein of 277 amino acids. The transcript is spliced from 11 exons. The record is from RefSeq and is a predicted model, not a curated record.